AUGAGUGUUCCCUUAUUUUUUAAACUAGAAGAUUCAGACCAGUACUUUCUUGUGCAUGCUAGCAGGCAUAUACCUCCCGUCUAUGUGAGACCAGCUGGUAGUUAUGUUAUGGAUCGUUUGGAGUUACGCUGCAUUACUUCUCAUCCAGGCGGCCAAGCUGCUGAUAUUGUUGUUUUAAUUGGUAAUUUUAGUAUGCCAGCCGGAUUAAGAGUUGCAGAAGCUUCUAUCUCACGUCAACAGGCAGAAUUUUUCCCUGAGCUUGGUGCUGUAGUUUUACCCAUGGUUACACAUCCAUUUAUUGUGGGCUUCUUGGUUGCUGAGUUUCCAAAGGCGGUAGAUAGAGGUUGGCAUGGCAUGAAAGAUUCUUCAGUCUCUGGGAAAUCUCUGCCAUUGCCCCAUAGCAUGGACCCACAACCUUUGGAUGUGCAAUCUUACAAGGAUUACUCGGUUAACAUGCCGAAGUUUUCUUCAGAACAGAAACUGAAUGCCAUAAAUAUCACUCAUUCACUAGCCCUGGCUUAUGUCAUGGAUCAGAAAACAAUGUUGCUGCAGCAAUCGUCAUGGCAGAACAAUGUCAGGAUGAGUAAUUUGGUUGAGCAACUCCAAGGUUCUCUCUCAAACAUUAGAACUUUGACCAAAAUGUUAUCCGUUCUCUUGAAGAGAAGUGAGGUAUCGUAUGAUAUUGCUCAAGACAUUGAAGUGCAAGGUGAGCACAUGAGAGAUACUCUUCAGCAGCUACAGAAUGCUGUCUACCUGACAAAGGCUAAUAUAGUGCGCUAUAACAAUGAAACACUAAGGAAGAUGCAGCAGUCGUAUGAUGAACAACCAGAAGUUAGGUCCCCAAUAUCCAGUAACACAUCGAUGGAAACUUCUAUCAGUAAGAUACAAGAUUCUGGUAACCAAUUGUGUCUCAGUUCAAGAUCCAAUAAUGAUUCAGAAUUUCCCAUGCCACCUCUUACUCUUGCACCUUCACAUCAACAGCGAAUCAGAAGACCUUGUGAAGUUUCUGAAUUGCUGCAAGAUUUAGUCGGGGCGAUUAAACCUCUUGCAUGCAAGCAACGACGGAUUGUGGAACUGUGCAAUCUGUCAAUGUCUUUGAAGGUUGCCGUGGAAGAGCCUGCUUUACGGCAAGCUUUAAGCAACUUAAUUGAGGGCUCUUUAUUGCGAACGGUGGUUGGAGGAAGAGUUGAAAUCAUCUCUACUCGAGCACCUGCAGGUGGUGCUCUCAUCAUUAUUGAUGACGAUGGGCCUGAUAUGCACUAUAUGACGCAAAUGCAUUCGCUUGUGCCAUUUGGGGCUGAUCUAUGUGCAGAAGAUCGUAUAGAGGACAAUAUGGCGUGGAACUUUGUUGCAGGGUUGACUGUUGCUCGGGAGAUACUCGAGAGUUACGGCUGUGUUGUCCGUGUCAUCUCUCCAAGAAACACUGAAGCAGUCUUGGGAGUUGGUGGGACCCGUCUGGAGAUUUGGCUUCCCUCAAUGGAUGCUGAUGACUGCUUUGUUCAGGAGGCAUGA
This is a messenger RNA of Striga hermonthica, 1512 nucleotides long. NCBI's taxonomy places the organism in Eukaryota, Viridiplantae, Streptophyta, Magnoliopsida, Lamiales, Orobanchaceae. The record is from the annotation of a GenBank genome assembly.